Messenger RNA from Nerophis lumbriciformis (worm pipefish), 1539 nucleotides. The record is from RefSeq and is a predicted model, not a curated record. Lineage: Eukaryota; Metazoa; Chordata; Actinopteri; Syngnathiformes; Syngnathidae.
AUGGCGGAGACUAAAGAAUGGGCAAAGCCUGCUGAGACGACUGGGAGAUUAACAGGUGUCCUGGCUCUGGCCACACUCAUAUCUGCAUUUGGCUCGUCCUUCCAGUAUGGAUAUAAUGUGGCCGUCAUCAACUCUCCAGCACCGUUCAUGCAACACUUUUACAACAUGACCUUCUUGGAGCGUUACACUACACCCAUGGGGGAGAACCUGCUGACUUUUUUGUGGUCGCUGUCCGUGUCCAUGUACCCCCUCGGUGGCUUCUUUGGCUCUCUCUUGGUGGCACCGUUGGUCAACAAACUGGGAAGGAAGGGCACCCUCCUUUUCAACAAUAUCUUCUCCAUCAUCCCUGCAUUGAUGAUGGGAGUCAGUGAGCUGGCAAAGUCCUACGAAAUCAUUAUCUUGGCCAGAUUCAUAGUGGGCAUCUGCGCAGGUCUUUCGUCCAAUGUGGUGCCCAUGUAUCUAGGUGAACUCUCGCCCAAAAACCUAAGAGGAGCCAUUGGUAUCAUACCGCAGCUCUUCAUCACUAUUGGCAUCCUCAGCGCCCAAGUGCUUGGAAUCAGAAAUAUACUGGGCAACAGUACAGGUUGGACCUUAAUGCUAGGCAUUACCGGCAUCCCUGCCCUGGUGGAACUCUUUCUGCUGCCCUUCUUCCCAGAGAGCCCCAGGUACACGCUCAUUCAGAGGGGCGACGAGAAGACAGCAAGGAAAGCGUUGCAGAGCCUGCGCGGCAGGGAAGACGUGAGCGAAGAGCUUGAAGAGAUGCGUCUAGAGGAGCAGUCAGAGAGGGUGGAGGGUCGCCUGUCGGUGCUGUCCCUUCUGUCCCAGCGGUCCCUUCGCUGGCAGCUGGUCUCUGUCAUAGUCAUGAACAUGGGACAGCAGCUGUCAGGGGUGAAUGCGAUCUACUACUAUGCAGACAGCAUUUAUGCCACCGCGGGGGUCGUGGAGAAUGACAUCCAAUAUGUCACAGUGGGAACCGGUGCCGUUAAUGUCUUCAUGACCAUAGCGGCUGUCUUCGUCGUGGAAGCGUCGGGACGCCGCCUUCUCCUCCUCUCUGGGUUUGGGAUUUGCUGCGGGGCAUGUGCUCUGCUCACGGCCGCUCUCAUUUUCCAGGAAAGUGUAACAUGGAUGCCCUACGUCAGCAUCACAUGCGUCAUCCUUUACAUCACCGGACAUGCUAUCGGACCCAGUCCCAUCCCUUAUGUGGUGACCACUGAGAUGUUCCGGCAGUCAGCUCGGCCCGCGGCCUUCAUGAUGGCCGGCUCCGUCCACUGGCUCUCCAACUUCACUGUUGGCCUGCUAUUCCCCUUCAUGGAGAGAGGCCUUGGUUCCCUCAGCUUUAUCCUCUUUUCCUUCAUAUGUCUGGCCACGUUUGUUUACAUCUGGCUAGCGGUUCCCGAGACCAAGAGCAAGACCUUUCUGGAAAUCUGCCAGAUGUUUGCCGAGAGGAAUGGCGUGGAGAUCGAGCUAGGCGACGGUGAUGAGCCGUUGAAAAAGAGCAAAGAAAACCUGCAGGAAAUGGAGAAGGUCACAAGCUUUUGA